Molecule: messenger RNA, 458 nt
Organism: Salvelinus sp. IW2-2015
Lineage: Eukaryota; Metazoa; Chordata; Actinopteri; Salmoniformes; Salmonidae
Product: RING finger protein 175
Cellular component (GO): Golgi membrane; endoplasmic reticulum membrane
Molecular function (GO): ubiquitin protein ligase activity; metal ion binding
Source: RefSeq, a predicted model, not a curated record
UACUAUAACAUGGGAGGAAUGCCGUCCAGGAGCCUGACAGAUGAUAUCUGUGCUGUCUGUGGCCAGAAGAUCCUAGUAGACGUGGAUGAGGAGGGGAUCAUAGAAGAUACCUACCAACUGUCCUGUAACCACAUAUUCCACGAGUUCUGUAUCCGUGGCUGGUGCAUUGUGGGUAAGAAGCAGACGUGUCCGUACUGCAACGAGAAGGUCGACUUGAAGAGGAUGAUGAACAAUCCCUGGGAGAGAACACAUGUCCUGUACGGACAGCUCUUGGAUUGGCUGAGAUACCUUGUUGCCUGGCAACCCAUCAUCAUCGGAAUAGUCCACGGAAUCAACUUCACCCUGGGGCUGGAGUAGUAGAACUCUGGGAUGAUGAUCGCCUUGCAGAACUCCCUCCCCGGAAUUCCCUCACCGGAAUUCCCUCCCCGGAAUUCCCUCCCCGGAACUCCCUCCCCGGA